Molecule: messenger RNA, 2529 nt
Organism: Closterium sp. NIES-65
Lineage: Eukaryota; Viridiplantae; Streptophyta; Zygnematophyceae; Desmidiales; Closteriaceae
Source: the annotation of a GenBank genome assembly
AUGCGGCCGCCAUGGCUAGGAUCCUCCCCCCCCGCCGGCGCCGGCAGUCCAUUCAGCACCUCCAGCCCCAGCAACGUGAUUCUAACCACCGGAAGACACGGCGGGUCUAACGGCGGAUUUGGCGGCGGGCUGUUUAACUCCUUGUGGGCGUACGCGCGGCCCGGGCGAUGGUGGCUCGCGAUAUUAAUCAUCUGCGCGUUUCAAGGGGUCUUACUAUGGCACUGGUCGAAUACCUCCGCUAUAGUCUUCCCCGAUCAGAAAAGCGCAUCCGGCGCCGCGAUUGGCGGGAAAGGAGGGUCGCUGAACAGGCAAAGACUAGGCGAUGCUGCCGCGGCCGCCGCCGCCGCUUCUGCGUUCCGGCGGCACCUAAUCAUAGAAUCGCAGGAGCAAACUCAGGACGUCUCCAAUCUCCGGUCGCUAUCCUAUAACCCCACGACCGCGUCGCUCUCCGCAGCGGCCUUAGAGGAAUUAGUUCGCAAAGUAGCGGAAAACGUGUCGCAGCGCAUCGAGUCGCACGAGGCGGUGCUAGUUAAUCUGGGGAUUAAGUUGCUCAACAGAGAGCAGCAGCUGUCUAAGAUCGAUAAACAUUUUCUAGACGCGGCGCUGCUGAAUCGCACGCUGGUGUUCCCAUCGCACGGGCCCGGAGUGGACUAUGACUACGAGCGCCUGUUGGAUAUGGAGGCGCCCAGGCGGUGCUUUGGCAACCAGACGUUUCUUACUCUUGACGAAUACGCUGCCAUUCAGGAGGCCAAGGUGGGUACUGUAGGGUGUGCCAGGGUUGGGAGCGGUGAAAAGCCUGGCAGAGGUUUGCAGGAUGCUGCGGUGCUGGUGAGUGAGUGGCACGCUGGUGUUCCCAUCACACCGGGCCCGGAGUGUCCAGAGGAUUUCCGGACAGCAGCUGAGGUGGUGGUGAGUAGCAGGGUGGUGUUCCCAUCACACGGGCCCGGAGUGGACUAUGACUACGAGCGCCUGUUGGAUAUGGAGGCGCCCAGGCGGUGCUUUGGCAACCAGACGUUUCUCACUCUCGAUGAAUACGCUGCCAUCCAAGAGGCCAAGAACCCCAAGAGGAGAAAGAGCGCACCUGUGAUGGUGGUGGACGUGUUCAUAUGCCACGUGCACCACUAUCAGACGGAGAGAGAGUGCGGUUACAUCCGACAACGGUACCAGCAGCUGCACAUCCACUUUGCUAAAACAGUCAUUCCAGAGAAGCGCACGCCAAGCCCCUGGUUCAAGUACCCCUCCAAAGAGUUCAUCUCCCUCUUUAACUACGAUGAUUCGGUCAUCGCCUUCGGGAACAUGUUCGGCGUGAGCGGGCAGGAUUUACGCUUUCACCAUGCCCGCCCGCUCGUGGUGCUGCCCGGAUGCAAAUACUACAUCAUGCCCUCACCCAUGGUUCGCCAGGCCGCUGCUGGGUUUAUCAACUCCUACAUCGGCAGCAGCACCAGCAGCAGUGAUAACAGCAAUGCAGGUGGUGAUGCUGCUGGUGGGGGUGUUCGGGCUGCUGGUGAUGGUGGUGCUGGUGGAACCGGGGGUGGUGGGUUCAUGGCAUUGCACAUGAGACGAGGCGAUUUCUACCAGCAUUGCGUCAACAUGAAGGGGCAUUCCAAGUUCGCCUGCUACCACCCGAUCCGCCAGCUGGCGGCGUGUGUGGCGCGGCGAUUGGACGAGAACCCGGGGGUGCGGGCGAUUUACCUCUCGACCAAUGGGGAUGAUGAUGAGGUGAGAAUGUUCCGGGAGUUUCUCGCGUUUGAACGGGCGAGACCGCGGAAAUACGUCGUAAAUGGGACGACGGAGGAUGGACGUGUGGGGAGUGUGGUUCGGGUGCGAGGGGGGCGCUCGGGGCUGUUUUCUUCCGAGCCUGUUCCGGUGGUUCGGAUGUCGAUUAAGAGCCUGGAGACGCAGCCUUGGGCCGAGCCUCUGGUGCAGGCUGGGGCGCAUAACGACAGUGUGGUGAUUUCGUAUGUGGAGAAGGCUAUAUCGGAGGGGGAAGGGGAGGCCGCGGGGGAGGCGGUCGGGGGGGCUACGGUGGAAGAGGGGGAAGAGGCGGAGGCGGAAGGGGAAGAGGCGUAUGCAGAUUCUGGCUGGAGGGCAACUGUAGAAAAGGUGAAAGUUGCGACUAUCUACAUACUGAUUCAUCUGGCGGGGGUGGCGGGUUCGGCGGAGGGGGAAGAGGCGGAGGCGGAAGCAGGGGAGGGGGAGCUGGCUGGGGGGGACAGGGGUGGGGUGGAGGCGGAGGUGGCGGAGGCGGGGGAGGGGGCACGGUUUUGGGCAGGCGGAAUGCGGACAGUCAGGGGGAUGGGGGAGGGUUUGGUGGUGAGCGGUGGGGAAGGCAAAGAGCAGGCGGAAGAAGCGGGGAGGGCGUCAGAGCGCGGCUCGGUGACGGGGGAGGCGGAGGGGGAGGGGGAGGCGGAGGUGGGGAGAGGCGCAUUGCGAGGCGGAAGGCGUGCAAGUUCUGGCUGGGGGGAAGCUGCAACCGGCAUAACUGCAAUUUCUUGCACGCCCACACGACAGCUGCUGACGUGGAGAUGA